AUGCCGCAUAUCAUCUCUAGAACAUCUAGGAUGCCUCAGAGCAGGUGUCAUGUAGGUGUGCCUGAACAUGGGAAUGUCUUCCCAGGUGCCGUUCAAGUGAUUGUGAAGACACCAGACAUCCAGAGCAUCUUCACGGUAGCUAAUGACGCCUCAGUGAAGCAAUUCAAGGAGAGGCUGUCUGCUCACUUUAACUGCCAGCUAGAACAACUGGAACUGGUGUUCAUGGGCUGCCUUCUCAGAGACCAUGACACACUGAGCCAGAGGGGCAUCAGAGAUGGCCAUACCAUCUACGUGGUCAUCAAGUCCAAGCAUGGCUCCAGAUCCCUGGCUCACCCUUUCCGGAACCUGUUAACCAACAGUCCCUGCCAUCAAGACAGAAGCACCAAAGGAAAUAGCAGUAGGGUGUUCCCAUCUGCAGGCAUGAGUCAGACUAAAGUGGAAUCACCCCUUCUCAUGAAGUCUGAUGCACCCAACGUGGGUACUCAAAACCCAGAUGUGGAGAGUCCAGAGCACAUUGCACAGAUGUUGGAGAACAUUUGUGUCCAGACACUGUUGUCCAAUAUGGGUCAGCUGAAUUCAGAAUACCCAGAUAUACAAGAACUGAUACAGCACAACCCAGGAGCCUCCCUUCUCCUCGACAAUUCUGAGAUCCUCGGCCAGACUCUAGAGCUGGCCAGGCACCUUGCCAUCAUCCGAGAGAUAAUGCAGAUACAGCGGCCAGCACAGAACUUUGAGCAUCCACUGAACCCACAGCCAUACCUGGGCUUAGAGAUGAUUCCAAAUGAGGCUUAUGGCCUGGGCCAGAGCUAUAAUUUCAAUGACCAAAUGUUCAGUGGCAUGCAUGAUCUUUUAGGGGACAACUCUUUUACAACUCUUCUGGCUGGACAAGUAGUAGAACAAGUCCAGACUCCUUUCCUAUCUCCAUCGCCAUCUGAGGAACAAUGGGACCAAUUCCCUACUGCCCACGUCACUUAUGCUAAUUCUUGUGGAUUACCAUCUACCAACCCAACACAUGCUACUCCAAACAAUGUUAGCCAUGCUUCCGGGGGAACUCCAGCCACAGCUGCCACCAUGGGCCAAAGCCAUGUCUGCGCUGUUCAGCAGCCAGCUGGGAUUCCAGCCUUGUCCAGCAUAGCAGUCACCAAGGAGCUUCAGGAAGAUGGUAAGGGUACCACCACCUCUUUAGGUAGCUCAGACCAAGGUGUAGAAGAUCUCCAGCAGUCCGAUGAGCAGACCAUCACUCAGAUCACAGGAGGCAUGAUCCGGUUGCUCAGGAACCACCCAUUCAUUGCAGCGCAGAUGCUGCUGCUCAUGAAUAUGCCCCAACUUAAUGAGCAGUGGAGGCAGCAACCUCCUACAGCCUUGCAGCCAUUACAGCUUUCCGAGUUGCUCUCAGCCCUAGCCAACCCUAAAGCAUCACAAGCAAUAUUACAAAUUGAACACGGUCUGCAGCUCUUGGCUACAGAGGCUCCUGUUCUUUUGCCCUGCAUUGAAUCUUACCUAUGGAGUCUAGGUUGGUUUCCUCCUUCCAGCUGUAGCUACCCUGAUCCAAUGCCCUGGGCCUGGAAUGUGCCAGACACAGCUGAGCCUCAGUGGCCUGAAUGCUGCCACAAACCUGGAACAGUCCUUCAGAGAUUACAGCCCUUGUCUGGAGACUCUUCCCAAUCCCAACAAGCUCCCGAAGUUCAUUUCAGGAAACAGAUGGAAUGUCUCCAGGCCAUGGGAUUUGUGAAUUAUCCUGCCAAUCUACAAGCUCUCAUAGCUACUGAUGGUGACAUGAAUGCUGCUAUUCAGAAACUCAAGAGACCUCAGGGACUCUAA
Messenger RNA from Psammomys obesus (fat sand rat), 1821 nucleotides. RefSeq names its product ubiquilin like (gene Ubqlnl). Gene Ontology annotation, cellular component: cytosol. Gene Ontology annotation, biological process: ubiquitin-dependent protein catabolic process. NCBI's taxonomy places the organism in Eukaryota, Metazoa, Chordata, Mammalia, Rodentia, Muridae. Gene Ontology annotation, molecular function: polyubiquitin modification-dependent protein binding. The record is from RefSeq and is a predicted model, not a curated record. The coding region runs from base 1 to 1821 and encodes 606 amino acids. The transcript has a single exon.